AUGAAGGCAACACUGCAAAACCCCUGCCUUUAACUAGCUGCGUGGACACACACAAUAACCCGUUCUGACAUGCAGACAUACACACUGUGACGCAGACGCAGCAGGACGUUACGUACACAUGGGGACACACCCGUCUACAGUCCAGUAAGGAAAAUAAAAGAAUGAGACGUGUGAGCUGAGGGCUGAAGUUAUUCUCCACCAAUCUGGAACAGAGCUCCAUUACAGAGACACACUGCAGCAGACAUUACGGAUCCAUAACCAGCUUCAAGACUUCUAAAGGAUGAAGAACCUUAGACUUCUCCUCCUCUCUCUCUCCAUCUGCCUGUUGCUGGGCAACCUGGGGGUGAGUGGCUACAGUAAUGUCGAACCCUGCCAACGGUCCCGAUGCAAUAACUGCCAUGAAAAGUUCCUAUACCGGCAUGUGCGUCCAAAUACCCCGUUAACGACGGACCGCAACGCGUGGGAGAAGUAUCUACGUGAACAAAAUGACUGCUCAAGACCCACGCAGUCCUUCCUCCAUCCCAAAGACCGGGAGAGGGUGGACGCGGUCUGCUCCAGCUCUGGGGGAAAGACGUACCAGGGGAACCUGUGCAUCAGCCAACGCCCGUUCACAUUUCUAACAGUGAGGAGCGAGACUGGGACCUGCGGCGUGUCCAGCGUGCGGGAAGAGACCAAGCAUUUGAUCCUGGCAUGUGAGGUGCUGGAGAACAGGUGUGUGCCGGUCCACUUCGAGGGGAACCGCGAGGGGAGCAAGCCCGACAAUAACGCUGCAGGAUGUGGCAGCACGGAGAAAGGGAAGGGCUCAAGCUUCAAAGUAUCAGGAAUGUGGCUGGCAUCUUUAUUGAUACUCAUGUUUCUCUCACAACUCCUUUUCUGAACAGUUAAUUGGGGGGCAGAUAGUCAAACAAUAUAUCAAAAGGAAGUUUGUUUUAAAGUGUCUGUCCUACACUCUAAAAAGAAAAGGUUCCUGGAGUAUCCUUUAGGGGUUCUUCAAAUUUAAAGUGUGGGUGAACCGCUAUGAGUUCUUCAAAGAACCCCUUGGAUCCUCAGAGAACAUUUUGAAGAACCUUUUGGGGUUAAUUUAUGAGCUACCCCUCUCCCCUAUUAUUAAUAAUAGUAAUACGCAUAACAAAAACAACAAUAACACAAUAUUUUAUUGUUCUCAGUGUUUAUUAUGAUUUUCGUGGCAAAGCAGAAUAAAAAAAUCAAAAUAUGAGGUAAACUCCCA
This is a messenger RNA of Salmo salar (Atlantic salmon), 1228 nucleotides long. NCBI's taxonomy places the organism in Eukaryota, Metazoa, Chordata, Actinopteri, Salmoniformes, Salmonidae. The record is from RefSeq and is a predicted model, not a curated record.